Leptopilina heterotoma is the source of this 8928-nucleotide messenger RNA. It is a transcript of the gene dome, whose product is annotated as cytokine receptor. The record is from RefSeq and is a predicted model, not a curated record. Gene Ontology annotation, molecular function: protein binding. The transcript has 13 exons. Bases 363 to 4919 code for a protein of 1518 amino acids. NCBI's taxonomy places the organism in Eukaryota, Metazoa, Arthropoda, Insecta, Hymenoptera, Figitidae.
UGCUGCCUAGAAUGUAUCAUUAUAUUUAUUCUUAGUCCCUCUGGUUGAAUGUAAACAGAAUUUUUCUGAAAUAUGAUGUGGCACAGGUUAAUUUACGCGAUGCGACUUUAGUCGAGUGAGUGUUAAAUGUUACAAUAUUAAUGAAUCUAUUGAUUCUGAAUAAUGAAAAGUGAUUAAAGAGUGUUUUUUAAGAUCUAAGAGUGAAACGGGUUUUGUGCGCGGCUCUCUCUUUCUCUCUCUCUUUCUCUCUCUGUAUUCAGUACAGUGUAGUGAAGACGGUCUUUUCCUAGAAGUGCAAUGAGACACCUUUGGAAAAUCAACGUAUCCUUAUCGAGAUGACGGGAAAAAGAUAGCAUUUGAAAAUGCAUCAACGAAAACCAUCUCAAAAGAUGCAUAGACAUUUUACGUACAGUUCAAUAUAUACUUUAAAUAAUGAUGAUAAGAAGAAAUCAGAUUUUAGUAGCAUGUCGGAAUCUCAUGUGAAAUUGUGUAAUAAUAAUAAUGAAUCGUCGAUUAGAUGUUGUGAAAGAAGUGGUGAUACUACUCCAUUUGAAAGACAUUUCCCUAAUGAAGAAAAGGAAGAAAUCGAUCUUCACACCUUUAUGGUAAAAAGUUGUCAGGAUAUUCCAAGUGCUAAUUAUCAGUGUACAUCGUAUCGACAAAAUGAAUGUUUUAUAAACGAUGUUAAAAGAGUGCCUAGUGAUACGAGCAAUCUUACGGGACAAUAUCAAAAGUGGAAACACCGUUUAACUACUAGUGAACUUUUAUCUCACACUCGACUUGUAGAAAAAAAUGACAUCACAUUACAAAAGUCGACUUGCCGGCGUCCAAACUCUCUCGAAAGAUUACACAUGUGGAGGAUUCUUUUGGCCAUCUGUAUUGCUAUUCUUUGUACAACGUGUAGUGCAGAUCCCAGUGAAUGUGCUAAAGGCAUUAACACUCCUGGCUGGACCUUUCCAUCGGGAGAUAUUGUACUUGAGUAUGGCAAGCCUUUAAGAAUACAGUGUAUUUUAAAUCAAACAAUGCUGGAUGCCAAUUAUCCUGGAAAAAAUGUAUCUGACGUGGUUUUCUUUCGCAAUAACAAAGAAAUAGAACCAGAAUAUACGGCAGUUAUCAAUGAAACUAUACUCGAGAUGUACAUCGAGAAACCACCUCCUUCGGAUGACAUGUAUUAUUGUAAAUUAAGAAUAACUGACGAGCAUCAAAAAACAACUCAUCUAGCUGUCUGCUUGAACAAAGUCGUUAUAGGAUUUCAACCACAAAAACCAUCGAAUUUCAACUGCAUAUCUCACAAUUGGGAAAAUAUGGUCUGUAAGUGGACUCCAAUUCACAAUUACAUAACGACCAAGUACAGUAUAUUUUUCAAACUACCUGGACGUGCUGGAAGAGGAAAACUGUUUCCUUGUCCUCAAGAAGAGCGUUAUAAUAAUCAAAUCAAUUCUUGCACCUGGGAUAUAUCCACAAAUCCACUUUACAGACAGACUUAUGAAUAUUACCUUUUUAUACUUACUGGCGAGAAUGUACUGGGGAAUUCAAGCACGACUUACAAAAUCCAUCAUUUCGCUCAAGUUAUCCCAGCGAAACCGGCCAACUUCACACUGCUUAAUAAAACAUCUGAAAGCGUAUUCUUAUAUUGGAGUGCGCCGUUCCCAGUGAACAAUUUUCCAGGUGGAUUGCAUUAUAGACUGACUUAUCAAAAUCAAUGGGAUAGCCAGAAGUCUUGGCAGGUGAUUAAUUUCACUGAUCAAAUUCAAUUAAAGCAAAAAUACUACAAUUUGACCGAAUUGCAAUACGCCAACUCGGUUUAUGAUGUUCGUGUCUAUGCUAAAAGUUCACUGGCAGAAGACGAUAUGUGGAGUAAUUUUAGUGAUGUCACAUUUAGAACCUUGCCAAAAUUGCCGGAACUUCCGCCGAAAACUGACAUUGGUAGUUUUGAAUUAAUGGAAAACAACGGAUACAGAGAUGUUUAUCUAUACUGGCAAACGAUUCCACCUUAUCUAGAAAAUGGCGAUAACUUUAGAUAUCAAGUAUUGCGCGUGGAUGCCGACGGUCGUAAAGUCUCCAUUCAACCUAGUGAAACUACGAGAACUUAUGCGAAAUUCAAAAGAAUCACAACUGGCAGUUACCGAUUUGAAAUUGUCACGACAAAUAUAGUGGGAGAUAGUAGAAAUUCGUCGAAAAUUUUCGUACCAAGUCGCUCGGAAUUACCACGUGAGCCGGUAACUUUCACGAAAAUUGCUUUCGAUGGUGGAACAUAUGAAUUGUCUUGGAAGUAUCCGGAAGAUGCAAAAAAGGAUGUAAUAAACUUUACAAUAUAUUGGUGCGAUAAUGAACGGGAUCGUCCAUAUCAGUGCACAGGAUACCUCGAUUGGGUACACGUUUCUAAAAAUACAUUUGUUUAUAACAUGACAGUUCCCGAUCCCAAGAAAGUCUAUCAGUUCGCAAUUUCUGCAAAUACGGAAUAUGCAAGUAGCGGAAUGGUGUGGGCUUCAUGCACUGUGAUUCACAACAAAGUUGCGAGCAAAAUGAAAUCUGUUUGGAUAAAUAAAAUCGGUUCGGAUUACAUCGAAGUUGGUUGGAAAUUAGAUUGCUCAGAUCGUGUUGGAAUUGUCGAAGGUUUCAAUAUUUAUUAUUGUCCUAUUAUCGCGCCCUAUAAUCGCAACUGUAAAGAGGCGAAAUUAAAUACAACCAUAAAGGCGGAUACAACCACUAUUCAUGGAGUAAUUCUGGGACUUAAACCUUACACCACGUACAAAGUAACAAUUGCUGUUUUAACGAAACAUGGAGAAGGAUUGCACAGCGAUCCUUUGUAUAAUACAACUUUGGAAGCUGCUCCAAGUACACCUCCUCAGGAUGUUCGAAUAAUUAACUAUUCAAAUACUACAGUUACAGUCACUUGGAAACCGCCGACAGCAAUGAAUGGAGUCUUGCGUUACUACGAAGUUUACUACAAUUGUUCGAAAAAAGUUCUCAAGAAGAGGGUCGAUGAGACAAAUCAUUCUGAACUCGAAGGUUUUAACGCUCAUAGAAAUCACAGUAUUCAGGUUGAGCUUACGAAUUUAUAUGCACAUGAGGAAUAUACUAUCGAGGUCGAGGCUUGUACAGUUGCAUGCAGCGCGAAAUCUAACUUGGUUUCGAAAAAGACUAAAAUUGGUACGCCAGGAGCAAUAAUGAUCCCCAUUGUUAGGUUUGUUAAUUCGAGCCAGGUUUUCGUCAAGUGGAGUAAACCGGAUAUUGCAGCUGGAAAGUUGGACUAUUAUCAAAUUUAUUCUAAUGAUGGAGAUAUACAAAACAGCUCACAUACAGAAAUUCAUCUUCCUAUUGCUGAAUGUAAACCUGGAGGGCAAGAAAAAAUGUACCAGUUUCGCGUUAGAGCUGUUAAUAUUGCUGAUAAUAGAAAACAUUUAACUGGUCCGUGGUCAAAUACCGGGGAGGGUAAUUGUUACAGUAGUGGUCCUCCCUUAGCUGUCUGGAUCAUAAUUUGGGUAAUUGGCAUUCUGAGCUCUUUUGCCCUUUUACUUUGUCUCUUCUACACAUCCAAGAGAACGUGGCUGAAAUGCAGGUACAUGAGGGAUGUGGACGUGAAACUUCCACAUGGAAUUGAGCCAAAUAUGAAACUGUUGCAAAAGUUUGCUGAACAGCAUACGAGACAAUCGUCUGCUGAUUCGAGUGGAUGCUCCAGUGGUCAAGAAUCAGUAACCUCGUCUCUAACGUCCGACUCGCACGUUUCGAGCGACAGCGGCGCAGACGUUGAUCCAAUUGCUGUCUCGCCAAACAAAUUACUUGAAAUUCCCACUUCUUGGAAUCCUACAAGUCUAAGACAACGAAAUGUUGGAAACGCACGUCCUGGUGGAUUCGUAGACUCUGCCCGUUGGGACUCUUACGUGAAAGUUACCAAAUCCGGAGAUUCAAGUCUAACAGACACACAGUCGAUAGCGCGAUCGACGCCGAAUUUGAGCGACAGCACAAGUUCAACAACCUCACAACACACUUGGUCUUCUACUGGUUACAUGAGUAUGCCAUCCUCUGAGGAAAUUUCCAACAACCCGAGUCCUGUUCCGCACAAGGAUGUCAAAAAUCUAGGUUACAGUGUCGUGGGAAUGAAACCCGAACAUCUUCAAGGCGAGGAUAAUAAGACCCAAGUGAUUUCCACGAUAGAGGUGAAACCAAUAAACCCCUAUGUAAGUUUAGCUUCUCUGGAGCAAAAACCGAAAGGUAUAAACACAAUGGAUCCGCUGCUAGAGCUCGAGGACAUUGCUUUCCCAGAAAUAGAAGAGUCGACGAAUAUUGAGUCUUUCUCGGACAAAAUGUCCAAACCUUACGUUCAAAGUGGUUUCACAGAAGUGAGUGAGAAGCCAAAGGCACCAUCUUUCACUCCCACAUUGCUCGCAAAUAUCAAGUCAAGUGUUUCUUCCACCACGAAUUCACCCACGGCAGUGCACUUCACCGACAUUUCCUCAAAGCCUUACGUCACAGUUGCCUCAAUUUCAGACUUGCGAAAUUCACCCAAGGUUGCCGAAACAUCCAAACCUUACGUUUCACUAGACUCGCCAUCGAAUUCCGUCUUUCAAAUGCUGCAACACCAACAGCAGCAACAGCAGCAACAGCAGCAGCAGCAGCAAAAAGUGAAUUCCGAUUUAAGAACUUGUAUACCACAGAUUGAAAUAAACGAUUUUGAAGUUGAAGGAAGUGAAGAGGGGAACUCUUCAAAUCUCACUCUCUGUUGGGAGCCGAAAUCCUCCGACAAGGAACAGAAAGCUGAGGAAAAACCAAAAUCCCUCGGAUACGUGACAAUAUCGGAAAGCCCUAAAAUCGAGCAGCCCACAUUGCAGAGUCAGCGAUUCAGCAAGCCACAAAGUAUCACUCAGUCUGAAGAACAAUAUAGUAAAGUGACAUUAGCACCCAGCACAAUGCAAUAAAAAGAACUUUGAUCUCUCGAAGGGUUUCGAGACAAUCGAAUGUUGUUGCAGAGAUGUUCUCUCCAGUGGGAUGUUUUUUUACAAAACAACGAUUUGGUGAGUGUGCACGACUGAUCAUAGUAAAACAUUUUUUUUGUACCCCAUUCAGAAUUCGGUUUAAUUCUAUCUUGAAACCGAAAAAUUAAGUAGACUUCUCAAUCACAUUGGAACUGAGUUUAUGCUUGACCGAGCACGCUGUACUCUUAUUAUUAGUGUUUUUUCCCUCCUAUGGAAAUAUGUACAAAUCACUCUUCUGUAUCAUAAACCAAGAUAUUGUAGCCAUAUGAAGAAUAAUGUAAAAUUGUAAGUAUAUUGGAUGGCACAUUUCGCCAGGGCAAAGGAAUUAACUAUAGUAGCCAAUUUUUAAAUAUUUUUUUAAUGCAAACAAAAAAAAACUAUUUUUCUAAUUUUUUGCACGUCUUUUUAAAAGUGUAUUGCUUUUAUAUUUUAAAAUGUAUCUAAAAAAAUAAUUUUAUUUUCUCGAUACAUUGAAGUGGAUAAAAUGUUUAGAAAAUGCGUUCUCGAUGCAUUUCAAAAACAUUUUUAUUCAUUUGGAAAUAUGAAGGCAGUAUGUUUUUAAAAAACAUUUUACUAUAUUUCGAUCGACAUUCGAGUAUAAAUUUACAAUCCAACCGAAGAAAUUAUUUCUUUUAUAUUUCACAUAUAUUUCAAAUAUAUGAAUUAAAAGAAAAGAGUUCGUCAAAUUAUGUACUCUAAAAUCGCAAGUUGCAUUGUAAAUUCAGCCGAAUAAUCAAACAGCAAGAAUCAAGUUAUAAACAUGAAACGUAAACUUUAAUGACUUUUGUUUCUAUCUAUGUAUUAUAAAAAAAAAACAAAUACAUUAAAGAACAAAUUUCACGUUUAUUUCUCCAUUCUGUUCAGAUUUGAUUUCAAAUUCCUCGAAAUAAAUGACGAAAUAUGUAAAAGCACAAUAGAGAGAGAAAAAAAUGAUAAAAGAAAAUAAGUAGAAACAUUUUUUUUGUGCAACAGGAAAAAAAAUUGAAUAGAAAAUCGAACAAUUAAUUUCUGAAUGAAUCGAAUAAUGAUUAUAUUUUUAUAUUCUGCAUAAUCUCGAGAAUAGAUUAUUAGUUAGAAAUUAGAAAAAAGGGACUAUUCUCAUUUUUGAUUGCGUUCUCAAUUAUUAACAAUCUAUUCUCGAGGGACAAUUAAUUGGAUUUUAGUAAAUUAUGAGCAAUAUUAUUAAUUCUUUUAAUAGAUAAAUGUAAAGAAAAAGAAACGUACGUAAAUUAUCAAUAUUUCGAAAUAUGCACAUGAAUUUAAUAGUUUCAUGAAAUUUUAAAAAGGAAAAAAAGACUCGUUCUGAAAAAAAAGAUGCAGAAUGGAUAACUUAGAUAAUAUAUCGUUCAGAUUUCUAUUCCUGUCGCAGUGCCAUUUGAUUAUUUUUAUACAAAUGAUUCUAUGCGCUCAAUUGCUAAACAACAAGCUCUUGAACUAAAUAAAACACACAGCGGAAUAUACAAACAAUUAUUCCGUUGUUAUUGUUGUUGUUGUAAUGAGAUUAUUAAUUCGCACAGGUUUAUUUAAUUUUUAUAACUUCGUUGUGUUGUAUGGUUGUCAGAAUUAGUUUUUUGAAAAUUAAAAUAUAAAAGUUAAUGAGCUAACGAGCGUUGGACCGAAAAAAAGAUGGAUGGAAAUUGUUAAAUUAUGGUGAAAAUAUGUAUUUAAGAAAGUUUUAAUUUUAAUCGUACAAAUAACAAAGUAAAUAGUCGAAAAAGUUUUCUCGUGAAAAUGUAGCUUUUUUCAAUAAUUAAUGGCGAAAACAAAAAUAUAUAUGAAUGCAUAAUAUCUUAAAGCUAGUCAUUGAAAAGUUUAAUAAAUCCAGCUAUUUUUUUCCAUAUAUCACACUAUAAAAAUGCUUCAAUAUUCGACUUAUAUUUUUGCUUUCACCAUUUACAUAAUUAAGAAAAGUUUGUCGACUAAUAUGACUGACUUAAAUAUUUUUUAUUAAUAUGGAGGUAUCCGUUAUUCAAUGUUCAUACAAAUGUUUAGUGUAGAAAUUUUUAAUAGAGUUAAAAUAUCAGGAAUAAUGUAUCUUUUUAAAAAAGUUUUUAUACAACCGAAACUGAUUUUUCAGUUUCAAUUCAAAAAAUUGAUUUCUUUUAAAUAUUUCUUUAUAUUUAUGCGUUGAAAUAUACAUUUUUUCAAAUUUUUAUAAAUCGUUAUCUUUUUAGAAUUUGUAAACUAUCACGAAUAGUUUAUAUACUGCCAGUGAUAAUGCUAUUAAUUAGUAAAUGUUUAGAAACAAAUUUCACACUGUAAAAAAUCAAAAAAAUUACUCAUAGAAAUGUGGCACAUUUUACAGACAAGGGGAAAAGUGCCUUAAUGUGACAACAUAACCUUAUUUAAUGCGCGUCACGUCACUUUUCCCCUUUGUUAAAUGUGUCACAUUUAAUGUGUGUAAUAUUUUUUUUACUAUUUUUUACAGUGCAGUAAAAAUUUUUAAUAUUUUGUAAAGAAAUAAUUUAUUUUUCUUUACAAUUUUCAUUUUUUCUACAGUAAAUAAUUGUAAAAUUGUACAUUGAUUUAAAAACGGAAAAAUAUUUUAUAAUCAAUUUAAUAAUUUUUGUAUUAUACAAAAAAAAUAGGAGAUAGUUUUAAAAUUUUGUUUUGACUCAAUUUUUUCGCAUAUUCGUCCAAUGUUAUAAAUUUACAAUCUUAAAGACUUUAAUCGGCAAAAUGAGCUUAUAAUUUUUAUAGUGCUAAUAUAAAUAAAUGGUUCUGGAAAGAGGACUUUGGUGAAAGAUGAAUAAGAACAAAUAUUUAAUAAGAAUAAGUUAUUACAUAAAAUUUAUUAAGACUUUAUGUACUGACAAAUGAAAGAUGAAAAAGAAGAAGAGAAUAAUUAAAUUCUAAGUGAUUUAUAUAGUAGAUUGAAUUUGACUUCGGUAGCUUAUGCAAUUUUUUAAUUAUAUAUUUUGUAUCCUCUUUUUCACCGUAUAAUUUUUCAAAAUGAAGCAUGCUCAUUUAAAUAAUGUAUAUACAAACGAUUUUCCAAGCAAAACUUUUCAGACUAUCUAUAUAAAUAAAUUUUGUCUAUUUUUAAGAUUUUAUAUAUUUUCUCCAUUGUAAAUAGACCUAACUAUUAUCUAUUAUGUUAUAAUAAAUGAAGAAAAAAAAGUACUUGAAUGCACAUGAAAUAUUAGCUUAAGACUAAUUUUAAGCGAAAAUUUGAUUUAAACCUCGACUAUUAAAUAAGAUAGCCAAUGAUUUAUGUACGUUCAUGAAAUGAGGUAUUUCAAUAAAUGAAGUACAGUUUUUAUAGAAAUAGUUACAUAUCGAGUAUCGACUAUAUUCGCUUUAAGCUUUUACAUUCAUAUUUUUAUGUAAUCAAACAAAUUUUUGUAUAAUUUAGUGGAAUAGGUAUAAUAGAGUUUUAAGACGCCUAAACAUUUUUUAGUUUUCUCGCCAUUCGCAAGGAGUUCAAAUGAAAUUUUAUUGUGAUAGGAACACGCAUUGUUGGAGUAUAUUUAUAAUUAUACUGUUGUGUUGCGGCAAUAUUAGUGCAAUGGCUGAAAAGUAAGAGGGAAUCGAGGAAAUUGUAAAGACUGUGAUUGUCAAUGAGUAUCUCUUCAGAAAUGUGACUUUUUGUCUAACUGAAUUGUACCAUAUUAAAAGUUUUAUGAAUAAUUAUCAAUAGAAAUGAACAAUUGAAUUGAAUUGAAACGAAUGUGAGGCGAAGCAGUUUAUUUAAACAAAAAAAAAAAAGAAAAAAAAGAAACUAGAAAUGAAUAUUUUGAACUCCUUGUGUUUAGAUGCACGUUAAAUAAAGACUAGUUAUUCUUCCAAGUUUUUGUCCCUUUUACAAAUUUUGAGGAAAGAAAAUUAUGCUCCAUUCAUUUAUAUAAUUACAUAAUAUAUCGCUGUUUUGUUUUGAAUAUAACAUUAUAAUGCUAAUGAAAGCUAUUAAUAAUCGAGAUCUUGUACAGGUAAAAUAUAUUUUUACUACUUU